AUGGCCGAAGGUGCUGAGCCGGAGAGGUUGCAGUGCUUCGGUCGCAGGAAGGCGGUCGUGGCGGUGGCGCCGGUGCGCGCGGCGAGGGAGGGCGCCAAGGGCGGCCAGGUCCGCAUCCACGGCUGCCCCAUCACCACGGUGAAGCCCGCCGUCCUGCGCGCGAAGGUCGGUGGCGACCAGACGCCCACCGCAGACCUCACAGGUGGCUGCCCAGCCAGAGUUGCUGCCAUGGCGGGCGGCGGCGCGCCCUCCGCGGUCGUGCCCUUCUCCGUGUGCGGCUGCAGGAAGAACACGCCGUGGUUCCAGUGGUGCAAGGCGCGCCACAGGGUACGGCCAUCGUGUUCCGCCCCGCCUUCCAGCAAUCAUCAAGACUACCUGGAUGCUCUCGCCAAGCACUUCCAGGGCGUGGACGACAUCCCAGGUGCUGACGCUAUCCUGCAGGCCUUGUCGGCGUCUUUUGCUGCACUCAAGCAAGCAGCAUUGGACACGCAGAACGUUGGCGUUCAGGCCUCUGCAGUUCAGAAGCAAUUGUUAUCUAAAGAGAAGGAGUUCACUCACAUCACUGAGAGUAUCGAGCACCAUCGGAAGCGUGGAGAAGAACUACGUACCAAGUCAGUUCAGGUUAGUGUCGAGAUUGAGCAGGUUCGAGUUCGUUAUCGUGACCUCUCGGCCAAGGUUGUGCCUCCUGAGGAUUUUGAAGUUGCUGAAGUCGACAUCACGAAGUUCAAAGACAUUUUCACCGCGAUGGACACCUUCCUCAAGGAGGCGGCCCCUGCGGCCGGGCAGCAUGACCUGUCCGGCCUCAAGGGUAAGAUGCAAGCUACGCGCAACGCCCUUCAGCCGGGCAAGGAGCACCUCGCCAAAUCUGAGGAGGUGCGCAGGCCCAUGUGCAAGUCGGUCCAGCUGCUGUGCCGCAUCGUUCUGAGGCAUAGGCGCGUGGCUGGAGUCGUGCAGCGGCUCGGACAGCCGCCGUUCCUUGUCGCCAGCAUCUACUUGCACGAUUGCGAGCAGAUGAACGAUGCCAAUAUUUCUGUCCUCUCCGAUGCGAUGUCGCCUAGGUGUGAGCGGUGCGACCCGCUCGCCGUGGACGCCAGGGCCGCGCCGCCGUCGGCGCAGCAGGCUGUCAAUUUCUCUGUCGUGCAGUUGCGAGCUCUUAUCGCUCGCCCCGAGGCCAUCCUUGGGCCUCUCCCGUUCGCGUCGCCUGUUGAGUUGCGGGACCUCAGCCGCAGCAACUCGCGGGCCGCGGCCGUUUCGGUGGGCGGCUUCCACAUGAGCGUUCUCUGGGAUAUGUAUGAGUUCUAUGAACUGUUCGACCUGGAGCUGCUUCUGGACAGAUGCAGGCGCGCUGGGUUCUCUUUGCAGGUCUCCCGCCUGUGCGUGUUCGUCUACCAGUGCGCUAGAUUUACCUUGAUGAACGGCCGUGUCAACGGUCCGUGGCUGGCGAUUAAGGGGGUCAUCGCAGGGUGCUCGACCGCAACAACAUUCGCGCGUAUAUACCUUGUACUCGACCUGGACAGAUUGACGCUGCCAAGAUCGGUUACAUUCGAUGCCUACAUCGACGACUGCGCGCUCAAAUGUAUCGGCAGCAUCGAGACAGUCGUUAGAGACCACGCGUCUGCCUCUCGUGCUCUGCAUCGCGCCCUCACGCUCGAUUGCAAGUGUUCGCUCGGGAUCGAUCGCAACUCGGGGGCCACGGCUGGCAAGGUCAAGGCGCAUCGGAGUUUCGAUUCCGAGCUGCCUCCUCUCGAGGCUUUCCACCGCUCAGGCAACCGCGCGGCCGACCUGGCGGCGAAGCGUGGCGCUCUCCAGCACCCCGCUGCCUCGCCUGAGGUUCGCGUGAUGCUGUGGAUCGUGAGGCCCGAUCGGGCCAUUCCCGGCCGUGGGCGGGGGCUCUCUGGCAAUGUACUCAAUGUCUUCGAAGGAGGCGAUCUGCGGCGGAACCGCCUCCCGGUGCACAAGUUCGAGAAGCAGAACCUGGACGUGGUGGCCGCUCUCAUCAACUCCUUCGGAAUCCAGAAUGAGACGGCGAACGGCCCGUUCUGCUUCCCGCUCAUGGAGGGCCCUCCGGAGCUCACGUCCACGGAUAUCGACAUCAUAGCGGAAGCGCUGGGGGCAAUUGCGCAGGCUCGAUGCCCGCUGCCCCUGGAGUCGGAGGGGGCGCGCGUGUGGGUGGGCGGACUGCCCGCGCAGGUCGAGGAGGCAUCGCUGAAGGAGAAGUUCGAGCGCUUCGGGAAGAUAGAAUUCGUUGUUAUCCGACGUACGAAGAAGGACACCUACGCCUUCGUUCAAUUCUACUCCGCCGAGCAUGCCAGGCGGCCCCUCUGGCGGAGGGGGCUGGCGGCGUUCUCGAAGGAUGACAACUCGAUAGACCGCCGCGGCACCGUCGUCAAGGUGGCCCUCGCCAAGGCGCGGACCGAUCCACUGGCCGGCGUGAACGACCCAGCGGGAGGCGGCAAUGGUGGCAGGAAGCGGAGUGGCAGCCGCAGCAGCGGCCGCAGCCGAAGCCGCAGCACCGGCAACAGCGGGAGCCGCAGCGGCAGCCGCAGCCGCAGCCGCAGCAGCCGCGGCGCGCCGCGGUCGCAGCGGUCUGCGUCGCCGCAGAGGUCUUCCGCCGCCUCGAGCCCCUCGCGCCACCUCGCCGAAGCUCAGAAGAUGGCGAGCUGA
Molecule: messenger RNA, 2664 nt
Organism: Prorocentrum cordatum
Lineage: Eukaryota; Dinophyceae; Prorocentrales; Prorocentraceae
Source: the annotation of a GenBank genome assembly